Molecule: messenger RNA, 3846 nt
Organism: Melanotaenia boesemani (Boeseman's rainbowfish)
Lineage: Eukaryota; Metazoa; Chordata; Actinopteri; Atheriniformes; Melanotaeniidae
Gene: smim36
Product: small integral membrane protein 36
Exons: 3
Coding region: 381-710 (109 amino acids)
Source: RefSeq, a predicted model, not a curated record
CUGAACCGGAAAGGGCCUGCCACACGAAGAGACAGGGAGUCGGCAGCAUGAAAAGGGAUCAGCCGGAGAACAGGAAGGCCUUUCUGUGGCAACACACCCUUUACCACAACUUUGAACCAAUUCCCCAGCAGGCGUGAGACUGUCCUGUCAUCAAAGAGGAGUCGAGGUCAGCUGAGGGAGAAACGAAAACAACUCCAGACCCGAACCUGACACCAAACCUCUGGAUUGAUCCGUCAGGGUGAAAGUGUCCUGCAGGGAGGCUGAGGCCAGCUGUCCGCCACUCAUCUGUUACUUUUUCUGCCGCUGCUCCUCUGUCCUCCAUCACCUCUCUCAUUCAUUCAUCCUCCUCUCUGGAUCCGGGCGAGAUAUGAAGCGGCAUCAUGGGUUUUAUGGAGUUCUACCUGGAGAUUGACCCCGUCACCCUCAACCUCAUCAUCCUGGUGGCCAGCUAUGUCAUUCUGCUCCUGGUCUUCCUCAUUUCCUGCAUCCUGUACGACUGCCGUGGCAAAGACCCCACCAAGGAGUACGCCCCCGACAACACGCCGGCGCCACCUAGCCAGUCGCCCAUCCGCCUGGUGGUCAUGCAGAACUCACCCGCCUCGGGCCGUUAUGAGCCCAACAACACGGCGGGCCACGGCGAACCGGCGACCCCGGACCUGAACCGGGAACGGGCAGAAAGGGAGAGGGAGAAGAGGAGUACCCUGGUGUGAGGAUGAGGACGAGGAGGAAGCUCUGUUGUUUUGUUUUUAUUUCUUUAAUCACUGAUGUUCCUGGAUGGUGACAACGAGUUGCUGAAGAGUCACAGGAGGAUCUUGAACUCACCUGCAAAUCCAAGAAAUUCCAAUUAAUUCCCUCUUCUGAUGUUCGUCCUCCUGCAGCAGAACAUCCUGCCUGCACAACAAAACGCUGAAGAAGACCCAACGUCCAUCACUAGAAACGCCCAACUCUGGCUCAGCCUCAUCAGGCCUGCAGAAACACCAAACCUCAUCGUUUUAGGAAGUUCAGACCUUUCCCAUCACAUUCCCUGUCCAGUCUGCCGGCUGGUGUCCAGCCACUCAAACUGAAGAAAACUAACAUGACUAUCUAGCAGAGAUGAUGUGGUUGGUGAUCACGGACAUCUGCCAGCAGGUGAUAGAAACCCAGAGAUACGUGGACAGGUUUAAUGUUUUCAGCUCAUGUGGGAAAAGGAUUAUGGAAAACUCCAGGAAUAAACAAACAAGGUGAAACAGACAGUGAACGUUUCAGUGACCAAACAGAGCCAAGAAGAAGAAAUCAUGACGACACGGCAGAGUCAGUCAGAAAACUUUAACCAUAAAUUCAUCUGUGGUGAAGUCAGAGGUUGGAAGGUCAUUAUUUUAGCAUCACUCUGCAGUCACAUCCCUCAGAUUUAUUUAAAUCACCCAACUAAUGCAAGCUAGUUGCUCUGUUAGCUGCAGCUGUUAGCUGACAGCUGUUAGCUGCAGUGCUGCGCUGAAACAAGUGAACACAGUUACACCCAGCUGGGAACAACAGAAAGACGUGGAAUAAUGUAGACAGAGCAUCCAGUCUGCAACUGCCUGGACUUCAUGGUUGUUUUAUCAAUGAAGACAGUGGAGUAGUGAACUGGAGUCAGCUGGCUAAGGUUGGCUAGGUAGUUAGCUUAAGCUAGGUUUAAUCACAGAGUCAGCUGGUCAAAGUCUUAUGUUUCAUGCAUUAACCUCUUAAAGCCCUACAGCUUUCACCUAAACAGGUUUUUAUGGAUGAAAGACGUGUUGUGGAGCAACUAUUUUACUGGACGCUUGCUGGUGUAACAGGAGCGUUUCUGCUGCAGCAUCAUCUGCUACUGGAGUACAGCAUGGCUAACUGGUCUGAAAUAAGUGUUUACUGAAUCUACAGUUAUGAUUGGAAGACGCUGUGUGGGCACGUCAGUGUGGGAUACAGCAGCUGGAGAUGUCUUCAGGUGUCGCUUCAUUUAUAUUAUAGCACCAUCUACACUCUUAACUGUGAAACUAAUACAACUAUUUAGAAGUAGCUCAGGUCACGUCUCUGCACACGGCUUUGCAGCAUCUGCAGAUGUCUAGAUUUAGGCAGUUCUUUCCAGUUUCUCUGUAGCCAUUACUGCCUCCUAUGAGGAUUCUGCUAAAGUCCACAUUGUUCCACCUGCCUUGCUGGCUGUUUCCAUCCAUAAACUCCAAGUUCCUCUGGCUGCUGCAGCAGAAACCUCCUUCCAGCUGUCUGGAUGAUAGGGCACAUCUUGAAGAUAAUGUGGGCAUUUAUUCCUACAAGGUCCAGUACGAUGUAAAAUACAGAACUCCUUUACAGAAUGCUUCCAUGUCUGAUCCAGAGAGUUGGGAAAAUAAAAUGAGAACGACACAAAAUCAUACCUUUACAUAAUAAAUAUGAAAAUUCACAUCAUUUCAGGGACGAGCAAGGCUUUAUUAUUUGAUCUGAAGUUAUUAAACAUGCAAACUGGCCGCUCUAGUGUUAAACAGUUUGGGCUGUUUUUGGGUUAUUUUGAACCUUCAGUAAGUAAAACUUCUGCAGAGGGAAGGUCCAUCCCAGCAGGAACUGACAGCUUCUGAUCACAAACCAAACAUUUCAAAACAACACUCUCUUCUGUAAAAUGUUCUUAUGGUGCAUUUUUUAAAUGACUAACUGGUUUAAUCUCCCUCACUAAACCAACCCAAACCCCCACCCCCGAUGGAUGAUCCAACCACAGCCUGUAGAGAACUUGUACCAUAGGGGCCGACGCUGGGACAAAUCCUCUUACAUAAAAAAUAAAAACAGCACAGCCAACUGAGCAACCCACCAAUAGCUGCACCUCAUCCACAAUAUGAACCGCACAAUUACCCCCACCCAUCAUAUUCCAUGUUUGGGGAUUAUAAGCCGACAGAGUAUUAGGAGCUCGUGUUGUGUGUUUGAGCUGUUUUUGUCUCUGGGGACGUGGCGUGUUGGGGUUACGUAAGCCUCAGGUUGUCAGAGAUGUGGCGUUCAGGGCCAAACUGGUGGAUCCUCUGAUGCCUUCAUGAAGUUCAGAGUCCAAAAACAGCGACAUGACAAUUUGAUGGAGGUCGGAGCCGCAGUGAGGCUGAGAAUAUACUUUUAAAUACUUUGAUAUCUGCCGAUAAUAUUAUUAGAUCAUAUAAGUUUUAAAUACGGUGAAACGAACAAUUUGUUUUCACUUCUGAGAGUUUUAGGCAAUAAAAUUGUAUGAAAACCAUCCACAGUGUGCUGCUUCUGUCUUCUGGGUCACAUGAUUGUAGCAGCCAAUCAGAUGGCAUGAUGAUAGUAUUUUAUACAAUACAGCUUUAAAGUAAGUCUUUAUCAAUAUGUUCUUUACAUUAAAAAGAUUUUUAAUUGUUAAUAAAUCUUAAGGAUGAUAAUUUUACUUUAAAAACUUAUUAUAAAUUGUGUAACAUUUUCUGUUGUUUACUGGCCAGAAUCCAUGUCUGCGUGUAUGUUCUGUCAUUGGUGUAUCAUGACCUCCGCUAAUGAUCUGACAAAUUCUCAUAAGCAAAGAAUUUUAGAUUUGUUUAUACAUAUUACGGGUAACUGGUAGGGCAGCGCCAUGAUGGUCUGCCAUCAUAAAAAAUACCGCCAGCGGCGAGGGACAAAUGGCACCAGCUACACGUUUCCCUGCUAGCAGCGCACAGUGCAGGAGGAGAAGAUAAACGAGAGGCUUACUACCGGCAAGAUGAUAAAUCUCUUAAAUUGUUAUUUAUAAAAAUGCAGGAUCAUGCACAUGCAGCAGCAGCACGGGAGCCGUUUUACCAACACUAAGAAAUCCAGAGGAUACAAAAAGGCCAAAUGGUAAAACUUGGGGCUAGCCUUCUCCAGGUGGAAGGAUCUCUACACGAAGAAAGGUUU